CUCGCGUUGGGAUGAUGGAGGCUGCGGCAAAGACCAUCUUCAGUGCAGGGCUGGAAGCAGUCAAGCCAGGCAACCUCCUGCACCACGCCCUUGAGCUCCAGAAGUGCGCUGGGGAGGAUGGGGAGACCGUGUUGGAUUUGGUAACGGCUGUGCCUUCUAUAGACGGUGCGCCAGCCCACCUUCGCAUCAACCCAAGGAGAACGCUGUGGCUGCUCGGGUUUGGCAAAGCUGUCUUGCCAAUGGCAACGCACCUCCACGCGUUGCUUUGCACCGAAAUACCCAACAUCAAAGGUCAUUUGAAUGUGCCAGCUGGCACUGCCAUCCCAGCUGACAUGGACAACGUGCAAAUUGUGGCCUGUGGUGCCAACAACUUGCCUGAUGAUGGAUCCGUCGCAGCGACAGACCAGCUACUGCAAACCAUGCACGCCAUUCAUCCUGAAGACGCGGUAGUUCUGCUCAUCUCUGGUGGCGGCUCUGCGCUGCUGGUUCGCCCGUCCACGGGCAUCACUCUCCCAGACUACGCCGCCACCGUCAAGGCCCUCGCCAACAACGGCGCAGAUAUCCACGAGCUCAACUGCGUUCGCAAGCACAUGUCAGAUGUCAAGGGCGGCCGGCUUGCACGUGCUCUGCCAACGGGGUCGCGUGUGCUGGCGCUCGUUGUCUCCGAUGUCGUUGGUGAUGACCUCAGCACCAUCGCCUGCGGCCCAACCGUCCCAGAUGACACGACCUUUGCUGACGCGUGGGCAGUCAUCGAACGAUUUCAACUCCAAGAAUUGCUCCCUGUAUCUGUCGUUGCACACAUGCGCAAAGGCCUGUGUGGGGAGGAGCCCGACAGCCCCGGCAGCGACGACGCGUGCUUCCGUAGCCGCUGCAUUGCACACGUUCUCAUCGGCACAAACGCGACUGCACUUGACGCCUGCCAGCACACCGCGGAGAAGUUUGAGCAGUAUGCCGUGAUCCGCUUGCCCGCGCCAAUCACGGGUUUCGUGAGCGAUGUCGCACAGCAUCUCGUGUCGCAAAUCCCUUCUUGGACACAGCGCACCAAGUACGCGUGUGUGCUCGCUGGCGGCGAGACUGUCGUGAAAGUUAACGGCGCCGGACGCGGCGGUCGCAACCAGGAGCUGGCAAUGCACGUCGCACGCCACCUCCACCUGCAGAACACAUCAUCACCAUCAUCGUCGUCGUCAUCGUCGCCUCGUGUCGUGUUCCUGAGCGGAGGGACAGAUGGGCAGGACGGACCAACGCCAGCAGCCGGCGCCGUCGCAGACACACACUCGUGGGAAGGGGGGCAAGCGCAGGGGCUUGAGCCAGACAAACUGUUGCAGAACAACGACUCGCACGCGUUCUGGUCGCAGCUUGACCAGGGGCAGCACUUGCUCACACCGGGACUGACAGGGACCAACGUCAUGGACAUAAUCGUGUUGAUCGUCGCACCACAGGAGUGCACGCGCGACACCUGACGCGCUGACACCUGACAUGCCAUGUUUGUAGGAGGUGGUUAGAACAGGUCGGCUGUGGCUGCGGUGGUGAUGGUGUGACGGCCGACGCAUACAUGGAAGACAUUCCCUUCAUUGCACCGCUCCCUGUUGGCACCCUCCUCUCUCACACACUGUUUGUAACACACAGGGGCACUUGGGGAUGCAUGAUUGCGACGGUUGAGAUUGAGGUUUCGGCGAAAUUUUUAAACAAACCAACAGCAGCAGUGGCUGGUGGUUCGGGCAUUCGUACAUGCAUGGGAUGAAACACAAAACAAAGAAAGCAAG
Salpingoeca rosetta is the source of this 1763-nucleotide messenger RNA. RefSeq lists its product as uncharacterized. NCBI's taxonomy places the organism in Eukaryota, Choanoflagellata, Craspedida, Salpingoecidae. The record is from RefSeq and is a predicted model, not a curated record. Bases 12 to 1460 code for a protein of 482 amino acids. The transcript is spliced from 11 exons. Gene Ontology annotation, molecular function: glycerate kinase activity. Gene Ontology annotation, cellular component: cytoplasm. Gene Ontology annotation, biological process: protein phosphorylation.